GUCCGCCAUUAGAUCUCAAGAACAUAGUUUGCGAACAGUGGUUUAUUACGUGAAUAGUUUGAUUAUGUAAUACUGUGCGUGCACGGACAGUUUAUGAAUCAGCAGGAGUUCACAAAUAUUAGAAGAACCUUAGCUAAACGCUUUUGCUGGCCGUGGUAAUGAGGCAUUGAUCGUUACAAUAAGAAGAGUAGUUCUUUCCGCACCAACUGAUUCAGCUAACGGCUCUGACAUAUGGUCUAAAUUUAAGAGUAGAUCUUCAUAGACCUGUCUGAAGAAGGACGCAUUUUAGAUGGAAUUCAGUCGCAUGUCACCACGGCAUGACGGUUUCUUGGGUUACUGUUGGAGGGUACCUCAGUUGAAUCAGUUGACUGGACAGCCAACGAGCUGGACAUACUUGUUGGAUUUCUUAUGAAUUGGCACAUCGGGAGUCGGACUUCAAUGGAUCCUUUGUAACAGGAGAUUAGAGAAAAUUAUGUGAAUGAUGGCACCGGAGCGGCCGGGACCGGAGGACAAGCCUGGAGUGGCACUAGUCCAGAGUGGUGGUGCAGUCACCAUACCAGUGAUACCUGUUUUCUCGCUGCCCAACACUCUGAUGCAGUUGAAGGAAGGGGAUGGUGCAAGCAAUGUACCAACAGUAAUGGAAGGAGAGAACCCAGAGAGGCUGCGUGUAGAGGAUGAUGACCUUACAUCUUUAACGUGGCUACAGGACAAGAAUCUGCUCAAAGGUAUGAAUCUUCGAGCAGCUGUAGGUGAACACCAGUUAUCACCAACAAGUGAUUUUGUGGAUGACAGUGCUAGUGAGCUAGCUGAUUCAACGUGUUCCAGUGGGCAUUCACCCAGCCCGGCCCCUCCUAGUGUUGCCACUUCCUCACCAAACAAGCAGAAACAUCCACAACAUAUGCCAUAUGAUCCAUUGGUGCAUGUCAACUCAAAGCCACCAUACUCUUUCUCGUGCCUCAUUUUCAUGGCUAUAGAGGACUCCCCUCAAAGAGCACUGCCAGUGAAGGAAAUCUAUGCAUGGAUACUAGAGCACUUUCCUUACUUCAAGAAUGCUCCAACAGGGUGGAAGAACAGUGUACGCCAUAAUCUGUCCCUGAAUAAAUGCUUUAGGAAAGUAGAGAAGGCACCUAAUUUAGGAAAAGGCUCACUGUGGAUGGUGGACCCACUGUACCGCCCUAAUUUAAUGCAAGCACUUCAGAAGGCUCCUUUUCAUCCUUAUACCACCCUUGAUAGAGUCUCCAUGGUAACAAACAGGGUUCAGGUUAACAGUCCGUUGGGUGCAGUUGGUCAUAGUGAGUUCGUGGUGAUUAAAUCCAGUAGUCGCCUUCCAAAUCCUGACUUGUUCCCAUAUCUUAGUCGCCGCCUUGCUGCGUCAGGAGUGGAAGGGUUGAGAAGCAGGGAUGUGGCAGCUGACAGUGAUACCACCACAACAGAUGAUGCAGAUUCGUUGGAUGAUGUAGAUGCAGCUGCUGCGAUGCUAGCUCUGAAACAUGGUCCUCGCAUGCUCACUCCAAAAAAGGUUGAUUGGGAUGAACGACCCCAAGGAAAUGAUGGGGUUGGACAAGCAUGUCUGCUUGACAUAAGAAACCCACGCAAGAAGACUAGGGCUUCCAAAAACACUCAGGACACUGGGAGAAAGGAAAAAAUGAUACCAGUGAUAACAACUUCUCCUAGUGAGGAUCACACGUACAGUGCUGGUCCUACAAUUGCAGCUGCACAAGGAAUUGCCCAUCCAGCAUUACCAUCGUCAUCUCCAGAGGAGGCGUUUGAAGAAGGCUCAGAGUCAGAUGACAGCUUCCAGGCUAUGUAUCACUAUAAGAGUAUGGAGGAUAUGGAGGAUACACAUGCCAAGCAGAUUUCUUCUCUGCCUCCAUCUGAUUCUGAAGAGCAGCGGAAGAUUGCAGAAGGAGCAGAUGCUCUGCUUAAUCUAGCUGGGAUUUCUACUCGUAAACGUACACAAUGUGUAGCCCUACAUCCACCAGUCCCUGGGAAACGAAUGACUACAAGAGGGCGGAGGAAAACACCGUAUCGGCCCCGCCUCUUGCGUUCGAUCCGCCCUAACAUCAAGAAGAAACCAGAAGUAAUUCAUCAGCAGAAUCAGAAACCACAAACUUUGAUAAACAAUAACAGUAGCAGCAACAAUAACAAUAUUGUUAUGACACCAGGAAACAAUGUGAAGCUGCUAAGAACAUCGCCCCGAUCUUCACUCUUUGGUAACACCAAUGAAUAUGAAUUUAACCACAAUACAGCUGUAGAGAAGACUAAGAGGUAGGGCCAAACUGCAAUAGUGUAGUAAUUUUUAUCAAACUUUAGUGUGGAUUUUCUUUCCCCUGCCUAUAGUUAUUAUUGUAUUGUUCAGUGAUAAUUACACAUAAUUUAUUUUCAUGAAAAUGUGAAAUGUGGAUGGUGUGGUUUGAACUUAUCCUUGAAUUAUUCAAAUCUGCCAAUAAUUCCUGCUAAAAUGUGCUGUUUGUGGUUAAGAAUUAACCUGUUGUUUUUGAUUAAUGAGAAAAAUUGGUGUCCAUAUGAGGCAAUAUUGAAUUAGUCUUAUGGCCAUUUUCAUGUAAUCUAGCCUUUGUGUUUUAAAUUUUGAUGGAGACCAUGAGAAUGAUAAUCUCUGAACUUUUAAGCAGUUGCCAUGUGGAUCCCACAGCUUUGGCAAAGAAAUGCAAAUAAAUAUUGGCAACACCAGAAAAUUCUACCAUAGCAAAUUUAUAUUGGCUUGCGAGAGUCCAUUUAAAUCCCAGCACGUGUUACGCUUUUAGGUGUAAUGGGGUUUUACCUGGCAAUCAUUGAGUUCUUCGCUCAUAAACAGGAUUGGUAAAUAAUGCCAUAUUAAUUUUGUGUUUCUAAGAGACUUAUCUAGGUACAUACGAACUCUAAUUUGUGAUUCUUCAUGUAUUCUGCUUUUCCUUUUUUGCAUAAAUCUUGUUAUUAUAUGGAAAUGGACAUAUACCCAUGUGUUACAGUUGUUAUUUUAUCCAAUUGGAUUGCCAAUACAGUGAAACUCCUUUUUUAGAUAAAUGAAGAGACAGCCUGAAGCUUUUACAGUAACUAUAAGUUACAAAAUCUUUUUGGGCAAUGAACCACUUCAGUCUGGAGCAGAGUGCAGUGUUUUUGGUGACCAUGUAGUUCCAUUAUUCCCACUGGGAAGUGUGAAUUGAUGCAGCUGGUCACCUGAUAAGAUUUAUCACCUAUCAAAAUCCAGUAUUACCAUUAUUCUCUAUUUGAAUAUAAUUUGUAUUUCUGCCAUCAUUUGAAAGGACAAAACAUGAUGGUAUCCUGCAACCAAGUGUUGUAGUGUAGCAAUUAUUAUUCCAUCUUUUGAUAGAUCUAUGGUCAUAAUAUUGGCCCAAAAAUGUGCUGCACUGACAGGUUUUGUGCUUUUCUUCAGUUCUGCAAGGUAAAUGCAAUGAUAGUAUGUUAUUUCAGGCCACAGUUUCUUCUUCCUAAAUCAUAUUUUGUAAUCGUCUUGUCAUUUCUAAGUUGAUGCUGUAUAGCCUAAGCAGAUGCCAUAUCUUCAUUAAAUUAACUAUGAACCAGAAAAAGUUAUGAUGGUUCUGUCAGUGCAGUUCUUAUGGGAAUGGAAAAUGUUGGUCACAAACAGCUUAAGAAACUGGCAAUCUUUUGUCAAGCUGUGAUGUUUUUGAUAGUAUCCAAGGAUAAGUUCAGAAAUAUGAUGUGAUAGUGAGAUUCUGUUGUACAUCCAAGAUUAUGUACAGGUGUUGGCUGUACCUUGUAGGUGCAGAUCAACUUAUUUAUCUGCUGUCAUGUGGAUCCCUUUGAAAUGGACUAUAUCACCAGUUCCCGUAUGCAAAGAUUGGGUUUCGAAAAACGUCUUCAUUCCCCCAGAUAUUGGUAUUGCAAGAUGGUAAGUAAGAUGUGCCUGACAGGAAAGGUGGAAAUGUUUCUAAUUUAAGUUUUGAUCCUGAAACAUGUGUUAUGCCCAUCGUUAUUUAGCUGUAAAUACGCAAAUUAACAUAUCUUGGAGUUAUUUUGAAUAUUUACAGAUUUUAAAUGUGUCUUUAGAGCAACUAAAGCAAUAAGGUUGUAUUGUUGGAGUUCAACAGUUGAUAGUUGAACGUUGAAAGAAAGUGAAUGUGAAAUCUUAAAUAUGUGAACCCAGAGAAGUUUUGUUGACAGAUGGGAGCAUCGGGGUCACAUAUAGAAUUUUACAAAUGACUUAAAUGUUGAGAGUAUACAAUUUUUACUCAUUAAGUCGGUGCAGUUUUUACUGUUGAGCCAUCAGGUGUCCAGUGUGCUACAAACCACUUGCCUUCUUCAGGUUAGUUGCCCAUUUUAUACUCUUUGUGAACUUACUGACUUGCAUUGCCUUUCAGAGAAUUAAAAGUUAGAUUUAUUAUGCACUUCUGAUGUGUGUAAUGGGGCAAAGCAUUGGUUUGGUUCCUUAAGAUUAUCUAAACUGUCAAGUUUAUCAUAGUCUCUUCUGAUCUAUGUAAAUUAUGUAGUAGUAUCUUAGCCUUCUCCAGCCCAAGAAUUUUAUGCAUAUGUAAUUCUGUUCAGUGUGAAGACAUGGCCAGUCUCGAUCACAAUUCUGAGCAAUUAGGUUUCAUCAUUAUCACGCUGACUGUAACUUGAUAGCAUGCCAUGGAAAAGAAGUUAGUAAGAAUACUGUAAUCACAGAUAUUUCUUCUACCUGAAAAACACCAAAGUAAAAUUAUUUGCUGAUCCCCUGCCCCCAUAAACAUUAGAUUUUCUUGUUGAUAAGUGACACAAGAUCAGUUUGCAAAAGACUGCUUUUCCUUGUCAAAACAUUUGGUCUCAAAAAUGGCUAAUGGAAUCCCGAAUCAAAACUAAAAGUGGCAUGUUUGAAAAGGAUAUGUGUUAGAAAUAGAGCACCUCAUGUUCAGUACAAAGGGAAAUAUGACAGAAAGUAAAGUGUAAAACCUCUUGAUGAAAGACUCCCGGGUUACAGGCCGUGCCAGGUGGCUGAAUGGUGAAUAAAUCAUAUCUUCUGCCAAUGUUUCGGGAACAAAAUCUGCUCUUAUCCUCAGGGCUGCUUGGUAACCAGUCUGAUCCCUUGUUAGGUUGACAUGGCAUGUCGUAGGAUGCAAUGGUGGGAUUUGUAACACUAUGGAAUUAGCUGCUAUUCACCAUUUUCAUCAUCAAAUUAGUAUUCCUCUUAAUAACUGGACUAAAAAUAUGAAAUAUUUGGUUAUAAACCCCUGUGAAAGCUAUAAAUAUCAAUGAUGUUGUUGAGUACUUACAGGUCUUUAAAAUGCUACUACUAGAAGUGCAAUUGAUACAUGAAUUUAUCAUUAAUGGUUUACUUUUCAAAAUACGUGAAGUUACGAUUCAGGCUUAUGUGCCAAUUUAUGGUGAAGUAUUCAAAAGGAUCAUCCCAUUGAAAAUAUAAGCCUCUUUGGAAAAUGUUGAUACUUAUGUGGAAUUCAUCCUUCCUCUUGUGUGUUCAAAGAAUGAAGAAAAAUCUUUUAAAUCAUAUAAAUAGGGAAAUGUAUUGUUAAAAUACAUUAUAUUUGUAGAAUGGGUAUUGUUUUUGUGUGAUACAAUUCUAAGUUUUAGGAGUAUUGAAGUGCAUAGAUAAUGAAAUUUGAAAAAACCGUAAAAUGUGUCCAAGUAACAAAUGAUUACCCAUUUAUUAACAUUAUACAUUCAGUUAAUGUUGCAUGAUGAAGAGAUUAACGUGAUUUCAUACUACUUUGCAUAUAUUUGGCACUUUCCCAAAGAUUUUUUAUUUUAUUUUACACUGAGCUGUCUGCUGUGCAAUUUCAUUAUGGUGGAGUUGUAUCGUUGACACCUCUGAACUACUUAAAUAUAUCUCUGCUAUUUUAUGUAAUAUUUUUUAUUUUCAGAGUUUAAUGCUGUAUUUUGAUUCUUGUACUAAAAAUAUACAAAUUAUGAUGUAUUAGCCAUUUAAAAUUUAUCUUUGACAAACUGAAGGAUACCAUGGAAUUUUUCUAAAUUAUUUAAAUUGAGGGUUUAUACUUCUCUUGCUUUAUGCUUGCACUAGUAAGACUAUUCUAGAAGUGAAAAUCUAAACUUAGUUGGAUCAAAUUGUAAUGCUGAAAAGUGGGAUUCAAAAUAUAUGCAAGGGAAUUAAUAUGUUCUUAAAACAUUACGACGUCAGAGGGGUUGAUGUUCAUCUAUUUGCUGUUUAAGUUCAUUGUGGCAAAGUUGUGUCCUUGACACUUCUGAACUGCUUCCAUAAAUCUCUGCUAUUGUAUGUCAUUGUUCAUUUUAGGAUUUUAUUGUAUUAUUCUGAUUCUCAUAUUAAAAAUGUGCAAAUGGUGGCUUAUUUGCCAUUUAAAAUUGAGCUUUGGAUAAAUAGAAAGAUUUUAGGUCCGUCAGUUUAAUGCGUUCUGUUUGCAGUUAACAUAAAUGUGUAAAUGGGACUUUGAGUGUGGUGACAGUAGAGGGCCACAAUACCAUGUUGAGUGAUGAUCAUAAGUGACUCUGUUAGUGUGCAGAACAAUCUGUCACAGAACUUUUCUGCUGUCUUUAAGAAUGAGUUCCCUGUUCUUGCCAGAUGAAAUUAAAUUCUUCGUCUAGUGACUGUAGGUUGCACGAGUGAGAUGCUUUUCUUAUACUCUUCUAUACAUAUUGUAGAUAAUAAUGAAGCCUGUAAAAUAGUGAUAUAUACAUGAAAGAAUAUGUACAGUAUAUAUUUCACACAUGUAUAUUUUUUCAUUACCUCUCCAGUGAUAAGCAAGCUCUUCCUAAUACACUCAGCAACAAUAGUGUUUGUGUGGGUGAGUGAGUGUAUGUGUGUGUGUACGUGUGUGAGAGAAAGAAUAGGUGAGAAGUGUUUUUGUUCGCAAACAUGAACACCCAGUAAUUACAUGUGAGAGUCAGCACAAGGAACAGAAUGAGCAGCAGGAGUGUCACACUGUUUUGUAAGCAAACAAAUUAUGGUAUAAUUUGAUAAUUUCUUUAUGAUACAGAAAUAGCUGUUUACUUAUGUGAAUCUGGAAAUUGUGUAAUAUGGUGUUUACUAACUCAUGGAACAGAAUCAUUGAAAAACAGAUAGUUAUUCAUCUAGUCAGGAUUAAUUUCUGUAUUCAUAAGGACCUGCCGGUGGACACUGUCCUGAGCUAAAUGAAUCUAUUUUACUUUUCCCCAUACCCACUUUAUUUAAUAUUAUACCAUCUAUGCCUACAUCUCCCAAGUGGUUUUCUUCCUUUAGGCUUUCUGGCUAAAAUAUUGAAUGCAUUUCCCAUCUCUUCUUUCUGUGUUAUGUGCUCUCCUAUCUGACAUUUCUUGAUUUGAUCACCCUAGUAAUAGUUGCUGAUGAGUACAAAUUAUGAAGCUUCUCCUCACCACAAGAAUGAUAGAAUCUGUAUUACUUCAUUAAAGUCAUUGCAUUCAUGAUGAUGGCUAAUAUAUAUAUUUGAGAAAUGUUUUAUAUAAGCAGUGUAAUUACAGAUCCAUAAAUACACUUGCCCACUUACCAUUGGUAAAUAACAAAGCCCAGUGGCAAAUAAAUUUAUAGGCUGUUGAAAAAUUCAUGGGCUAGAUGAUUCUGUUAAGUGGCUGUAAAUAGUAUUUCUGGAGUUUGGAUGUCAGAACAUUUUGGCAUAUAGUUUGGCUUGGCAGCAAAUGAAAGGAUGAUACAAGCGUGUAUACAGUUCUAUAAAUUGUGAUGUUACAAUUGAAGACCUCUUUCAAUGUGCAAAAUUGUGUUGUAUACUGUCCUUUGUUUCCACACUCAGAAACUAUAUUAAGGUAUCAGUUUAUAAGGUAUGAUCUUUAUAUUAGUUACUGAAGGUGUCUGUGAAAGGUCAGUAAGACGGACUGGGGCAUAUCACAUAUCACAAAGCAGCCAUCUUUGUGACAACUAUUGUAGAAAUACAGCUAAUAGUUUCAGAAAUAAUUUUUAGUUUUGGGGCCAUCUGCAAACUGCAGAAAGAUAAUUUAAUUUCUCUUUAGUAAGAGGGCGUGUGUAUUAAUAUUAACUGAAAUCUGCUUCAUGUAUAAAAUACAAAUUUUGCAUUUUGCUGUCAUCUAUAAAGAAGUCUUAAACCACGUGGUUAGUACAAAUAUGUCAUAAUGAUUGAAUAUUGCUUAUCCUAUAAACAAAUGAAUAAAGUAUUGUUUUUGUAACUACUUACUAUUUUUGCAGAACAUUGUAUAACCUGAGGUGAGUUCUGAUUCUUGAAUAUACUGUGACACUGGCUGCAGAACUGUUCAUGCUAAUUUUUGUGCUAACUCCUCGUCAGAAAGUAAAAUUCAGCAAUCAAAUGAAGAUAAUUGUAUGUACAAGUUUAUUGUAUUGGAGAGAGUAAUUUAAAAUGGAUGUAAUUGCUUUGUGCCAUAGAUACUUUCUUCUUAUGGUCAUUCUUUGUCUAAUGGAAAAGCAUCACGGUGACAUUAUUUUAAAUAUGUGAUACAAUUUUUGGGUAAGUUCCCCACUUGUCAUUAUCGCCUUUAGUUACUUCAAUCCCAAGUACCUGUGCUGCAGAAAUUCUUGUUCCAGAAUCCAUGAUUAAAUUUGGUCUCUGUCUGUCCUUGAGUUCAGUGUUCACUUAUGUGCUUUUGGGGAAAUUUCCAGAAAUUUAUAUGUAGAAAAUGUGAAUCAGAAUUCAUUUACACUGUUUACUGCCUUUGAUUUCAUGUCAUUGUGCAGAUAAAUUCUUGUUAGGAUGACACCAAGGGUAGCAUUGUAGUAUGCAUAUCUCUCUUUUCAAUAAAAAUGUGACUGUGCUGCAUGGUAAUACAAAAUGUCUGCCAGUAGAUGGCUCUGCCGACAAUAGUGUAAUACCUUACUCUUCUGUUAGGUAACUCUUCCAAGUAUAAAUAUGAUGUAUGAAGUUAUGAGAGCAGAUAGUGCACAUUAAUUAUGAUUUCAAUAGAAGAAAGGUGACAAAAACAGUGAAUAUCUGUGAUAAUACUGAGAACAAAACUGUGAGUCUGAAAUAUGGCAGGUAGUAAAUAUUAAUGAAACUCAGAACACCAAUGAACUACUCAGCAGUGGGAAUAAGUUAUUGAAUAGGCUGGAGAAAAUAUGUUCAGUGAAAAUAAGAUUUUAUUGUGGUAUGUUAUCAUUUGAAGCUGAAAAGCUGUUCAUAAUUACUCUUCAUAUUCCCAAUAUAUUGUUCCUGGGUCUUUGAAAUUGGGUGGAGGGAAGGAAGAAGAAUAGAAGAUAAAAUGAAGUAGAGGUUAGGAAAGGGAAGCAUGGGAGUCCUCUGCUAGUGGCAUUGGCAAGUGAACUGAAUAGGGGCAGAUCUGCCAGUUUUAUAUUAUAUUUAGAGCCUUAGGCCAGCUUUCCUCUGAUUUAUCCAUUUACCAGAAUUAUACUUCUUUCUUCUCUGUGUAACUUGCUUUUUCAUUAACCUUGAAAUGUGCCUAACAUAUAUCAAGUGAAAAAUCAAACAGGCUGUCCAUUACUCUUCAGUUGUUAUCCCAUUUUAUUUGCAACAUUCAUAGUAAACAAGAUUUGAUGAAUGAAAUGUGUGUGGAUACAAAAGGAAUUAUGAUCUGAAAUAUUUUCAUAUGUUUGAAAACAUGGAUUAAUACAUUUCGUUUUGAGAGAAAAGAGAGAAAAUGCACUCCAAGCUUCCUGGGUGCCAAGCAUUGGGAAAUGAGAUAUGAUCCAGGAAUUUUAAAAUAAAUUAAAUUACAUACUCUUGCUUUCUCCUGCAAUAGUAUCAUGAUCUAAGAUGAAAUGCAGUAUGGCAGUUUAUGACAUAAUAUAAAUUUAAGGUGUGAGGUAACAAAACGCAGUAUCUGACCCUGAACAGUGACCACCAGAUGAAUAGUACCUUUUACAUUCUGCAUUAUACCUAGACUCCACAUUAACAGAUAACCACAAGAUGCCAAGUGCUUAAUGUAUAAAUUUAUUUCAGGCUAAGAGAAAAGAAUAUCAAGUUUCCAUGAUCAUGAAUAGAGUAUGCCAUGGCACAAGAGUUGUGUGAUGCUAGAAAUGUGAGCAUAAUUCUAAAGGAAACAGCAAUAGCAGAUUGUGUUACCUUAAUGUCAUUGUAACUUCAAUACUCUAAUGUAGUUUUUCACUGGUUGUAACAAGUCCAUGGUUACAGUUGUGUAGAUGUAAAAAAAUUAUAUAACAAUAACACAUUUAUUUGAGAAAGGAUAAAUACUGAACUCUGUGCCAAAUUGUUGAUAACUUGUUAGUUUAACAAAAAAGUCAUAAUAUGCACUUUGUUAAAUCCUGUACCUAGAUUUUUAUGUGACUUUAUCAUAAAGCUGUUAAGGUAUUUUUACAUACAACCAAAGAAUAUAUCUGCCUACCUCCUUGAUAAUAAUGUGUAUGAUCUAAUUUCACAAGUCUGGGUUGGAAAAUAAUACCUUAUUGUUUGAAUUGUUGAUAUAUCUCUUACAAUGAAGGAUUUACAUUUUAUGUUUCUUGCUAAGGACUGCCAUUUACUAGUAUAGAUAACUAAGCAUUUUAUUUUCAGUAAUCACAAAGGUGUAUGAAUUGUUCCUUGAAGGAGCAGCUCUGCAGAUGGUUUGUUUUAGAAUAUCAAAAGGAAAAACAAGAAGAAGAAAAUGUUUAAAUUUGUACUAUUGUGGUUCUGAUUUUCAGUUUAGUGUUUAACAGAUUUUUGCCUUAUAUAGAAUGUCAGCUAACUAAUGAGUGUACUUGCAUUCACCUUGUGGCCAAGAAUCAAAGUUGUUACUGAGAGACUGUGGCAGUUCAGAGCCUGUUAAAAUUGGUAUGUUACUAGUGUUUUGUUUUUCUUUAAAUGCUGAAUUGUAACAACAUAUUUUAAUGAAUAUAUUGUUUUGCCAUGUGAAAUAAGCCAUGCGUUUUGUUGUGUGUUACAUGUAAGAAGUUUAUAACAUGCUAUGGUUUGUUGUUAAAAUGAUGGUGAUUGAACAUUCCAUGCAAUAUUAAUUACUUCCAAUGCCUUAUAUUUUGUUGAUAUCUUAAAUUGAAGUAUUAGGAUAUUUAAUAACUUCAUUGUAUUGGAUAUAAGCAAAGGUUAAGUUACCUCUUUGCUUAAACAUUGCUCCGUAUCUGACUGGACAUGAAUCAAAUGUGAUUGUUCAGCCUGUAUCGAAUCACUUUACUGACCGAACUGUCCUGGUUGUUUUGGGUACACCAGCGGUCUUAGACAGUAAAGUUUUUACAAACACACAGACUUCAGAAGCAUGGUUGCAAUAGGUGAAUGUUCAAAUUUGGAAUUGUAUUUCACUAUUAAGUUCUAUUUUUUCUUUGUAGGUUAUAAGGACAGUUUUCUUUUAAUAAUUACAUUCAUUAAGAUAUGUUCUUGUUGCAGAACUGGAAUUAAAUAAAUAUUAUAUUUACCUGACUAUAAGAUGAGAUUAUUUUACUCUUUGUUUCCAUAUAAGAAUAGAUGAUCAUCUUACAUUAACAAAUGAAGAAAAAUGCAUAAGAAAACAUUUAUUAUGUUUUGUGGGAAAUAGACAUGUCAGUUGGUACUCAGAUUCUUUCAUUCUCAGAUGUUUGAAUUAAUGGCAUUGAGAAAAUACAUUAUUUAUUUGUCCAAAGGGUUAUGAUGGAAGAAAGACAAGGAAUGGAAGGGUGCAGGAUUCACCAGAAAGGUACAUUGUGUACAUAAAAUGAAUAAUUUAAGGAGAUGAAAAACAAGUUGUUGCAGUUAUGUUGGGGAAUUGAUGUAAAAAUGUUCCGUGGACUACUUUACCCUCUUUAUGGGUUUUUUCCCCCAAUACUAACAGAGUUAACCUAUGGCCCUGGACUUACAUGACAUCUGUUAUAUCUGAGGUUAUCUUAUCAGGUAGAUAUAAUAUUUUUGUUCUUUCCAUACAACAGAUAAGUAAGCACUACCUAAAAAAAUAAAACCAGGUAAAGUGGAAACUAUGUUAUCUUCAUAUUUAAAUUCUGAGCCAUUUUAGUGAAAUGUAAGUGACAAAACUACCAAGUCGCCCAUGAGAUUACUGACAUUUUUAAUCGAGACCUUAUUUCCUUUUUUAUUGUGGUUAUAGUGUUUUACUACAUAGCAAAUUUUAUAAAUUUUUUGUGAAAAUUGUCACACAAAGAGAUAUUCUUUACUACAGAAAUUAUUAUAUAUAGUCACCAUUAACAUUUAUGACAUAUUGCAUCUUAUAUUUAUAUAUAUUCUUGUCUUGCUUCAUGACCACAGAUAGUUUAUUGAAAGUUACUGAUAUUCAGAACUUAAGUAUGUACACAUAUGACUGUAUUCAAAGUGAAGUGUGUAUAUAGACUCCAAACCAUUUAUUUUAAUUAGCUUGGGCAGGUUUUUGGCUGUAUCAUUUAUGUUCUCAAUGUACAUAAUAUUUAAAUUUGGCUGUGAGUUUUAAGUCUUCUUACAUGAAACCAGAACUUUUUAAUCACCAUAUUUUUGGAAGGUUGUGACUUUCUUAAAUUAUGAAGUGAGAAUUUUACUUUGUAUAUCCUAUUUUAUCUUUAGAUAAUUGUUAAGUUUUCUUCCACAGAUUCAGAUUUUGUUAAAAGUGUGGGAUGACUUCAUAGAGCUGGCUUUAAGAAUAUGAAAAAGUGAUUUUUUUUAGUUCUUUAUGUUAAGUGAAUUAUUUAAAAAUAAAUAUGUGAAAGUAUAAAAAAUUAAAUCAUCACGGAUAUAAUUUGCUGGUCUCUAACCCCAUCAAAAUGUUGCAUAUCACUUUUGGGUGAACUACAGCAGGGAAUGGUAAUGUAGGAUUUGAAAAUUUUAUGGUGGUGUGAAAGAAGAAGAAAUUAUUAGGACACAUAAAUGUGAUUACAGUGGAUAAUUUAAGAAAGAUGAACAAAUGAAACAGAAAAGCAGGACAUGCAAGAGCAACCAGAAAUGUAAAAUAAAACCUAUGAAACAAAAGAAGAAAUGAUAAUUUAAAUAUUUGUUUGUUUUAUAUCCUUUAUUUUUCUAUCCAGUAUUUCUUCUUGGUCUCUUUCAUGUAUCUGCUUGAUUACAUAUUUUGUUUUGAUUAAAUUUAUUAACUCUU
Zootermopsis nevadensis is the source of this 12882-nucleotide messenger RNA. Its product is annotated as Checkpoint suppressor 1-like. Gene Ontology annotation, biological process: regulation of DNA-templated transcription. Gene Ontology annotation, cellular component: nucleus. Gene Ontology annotation, molecular function: cis-regulatory region sequence-specific DNA binding; DNA-binding transcription factor activity. The record is from RefSeq and is a predicted model, not a curated record. NCBI's taxonomy places the organism in Eukaryota, Metazoa, Arthropoda, Insecta, Blattodea, Termopsidae.